This is a messenger RNA of Micropterus salmoides (largemouth bass), 3156 nucleotides long. It is a transcript of the gene smad5, whose product is annotated as SMAD family member 5. Gene Ontology annotation, biological process: BMP signaling pathway; anatomical structure morphogenesis; cell differentiation. Gene Ontology annotation, cellular component: heteromeric SMAD protein complex. The record is from RefSeq and is a predicted model, not a curated record. NCBI's taxonomy places the organism in Eukaryota, Metazoa, Chordata, Actinopteri, Centrarchiformes, Centrarchidae. The transcript is spliced from 7 exons. Gene Ontology annotation, molecular function: RNA polymerase II cis-regulatory region sequence-specific DNA binding; DNA-binding transcription factor activity, RNA polymerase II-specific; I-SMAD binding. Bases 775 to 2196 code for a protein of 473 amino acids.
AGUGAAAGAAGAAUCCGCACUCCCAAAUUGUCCUGCUAAGGAGUAGCGGUUCGUCUACGGAUGCGGGUGGGAAAUAAGAAUUAUUAGAGUGUUUAAUUAAAGUUAAACGGAUUAACAACUCGGGGGACUGCUAAAGCAUCGAACAACUGACUACAAAGGACAACAAUGCACAACAAACCACAGCACUCCAGACUCAGUGGAGCCAGCAACUUGUGAGACGUCCCAGAGCCGCAGCACGACCACCGAGGCUGGUGGAGUAGAAUACUCACUGUGCACUGGUUGGAGAAGUCAAUCCAGAGAGGAGCUGGGAGUUAUUGUUGUUGAGAAGAAGUCACUUCCUUAUUUAGCCUGUCAACUUGUACUGGUGAGACCUGCUGCACCACAUCAGUUCGACAGAGGUCCUGAUCCCAGCUCCUGCAGCCCCCCCUCCCCCUCCCUCCCUCCCUCCAUCAGUGGUGGUGACCCAGCUUCGGACAGCUUGCUGCAGGGCCCUUCCUGAGCAGCAGCAGCUGCGUCCUGCUUGCUGACUCCCUCCCUCCCCUGCUUCCUGUCCUUGGUCAGACAAGGCUAAAGUCCCCUCUCCACUACCCCACCCCUCAUCUCUGUUGGCCUCUCAUACUCUGACACAUUCACACACACUGAAGUGGUUUCUCUUGUUGACCACACACUUAGGCAACUAACGCUAGUUGGAUAUCCUCAGCAGGGGACUUGUAGACCACCUUGGUCCCCCCUGGAGCGAAUCCUCCCUUUUCUACCUACACUACAGCCUCCAGCAUGACCUCCAUGUCCAGUCUCUUCUCCUUCACAAGUCCAGCAGUCAAACGCCUGCUUGGCUGGAAGCAGGGAGACGAGGAGGAGAAAUGGGCAGAAAAGGCAGUGGAUGCGCUCGUGAAAAAGCUGAAGAAGAAGAAAGGCGCCAUGGAGGACCUGGAGAAAGCUCUGAGCUGCCCCGGGCAGCCCAGCAAGUGCGUUACCAUUCCAAGAUCACUGGACGGCCGGCUACAGGUUUCCCACAGGAAAGGUCUGCCUCACGUAAUCUACUGCAGAGUGUGGCGCUGGCCAGACCUGCAGUCCCACCACGAGCUCAAGCCCCUGGAGGUGUGCGAGUACCCGUUUGGCUCCAAACAGAAGGAGGUCUGCAUCAACCCAUAUCACUACAAGCGAGUGGAGAGUCCUGUGCUCCCUCCUGUCCUGGUACCGCGGCAUAGUGAGUUCAACCCACAGCACAGUCUGCUGGUACAAUUCCGCAAUCUCACCCACAAUGAGCCGCACAUGCCCCUGAACGCCACCUUUCCGGAGUCCUUCCAGCAGCCUCACAGCGGGGGCGGAAGCAGCAGCGGAGGAGGUGGAGGCGGUUCUUUUCCCAUCUCUCCCAACUCUCCGUAUCCUCCUUCUCCAGCCAGCAGUGGUACUUACCCAAACUCUCCUGCCAGCUCGGGGCCCUCCAGUCCAUUCCAGCUCCCAGCUGACACCCCACCCCCAGCCUACAUGCCCCCUGACGAGCAGCUGGGCCAGGAGAGCCAGUCCAUGGAAACGAGCAGCAGCGUGGUGCCGCAGAACAUGGCCAGAGGAGAUGUGCAACCAGUGGAGUAUGAGGAACCGAGCCACUGGUGCUCUAUCGUCUACUAUGAACUCAACAAUCGUGUAGGUGAGGCUUACCAUGCCUCGUCAACCAGUGUGCUGGUAGAUGGCUUCACUGACCCUUCGAACAACAAGAACCGCUUCUGCCUCGGGCUGCUGUCCAACGUCAACCGCAACUCGACAAUCGAGAACACCCGCAGACACAUCGGCAAAGGAGUGCACCUGUACUAUGUGGGAGGGGAGGUGUACGCAGAGUGCCUCAGUGACACUAGUAUUUUUGUCCAGAGCCGUAACUGUAAUUACCACCACGGCUUCCAUCCCACUACUGUCUGCAAGAUCCCAAGCGGAUGUAGCCUCAAGAUUUUCAACAACCAGGAGUUUGCUCAGCUUCUGGCCCAGUCAGUCAACCACGGCUUUGAGGCGGUCUAUGAGCUUACCAAGAUGUGUACCAUUAGGAUGAGCUUUGUCAAGGGCUGGGGAGCAGAGUAUCACCGACAGGACGUCACUAGCACCCCCUGCUGGAUUGAGGUGCACCUGCAUGGGCCCCUCCAGUGGCUGGACAAGGUGCUAACACAAAUGGGUUCACCUCUCAACCCAAUCUCCUCCGUGUCCUAAUGAUGGGACUUGUUGGAGCUUGGGAGGUCUUACUUUUUGUUUUUCUUUUUAACAUUCUUUACUCCCCCCUCCAGUGAUUUAUAAUUUAAGGUGGUCUUAAAGGCUGAACUGUUUACACUUAACUUUGGGAAGGGAUGUUGAACUCUGGCUGGAAAUUCAGCAACAGCAGCAGCCGGAUUCAGUUGUUGAAACAGAGUAACGUUAAAAGCAAAUGCGUGGAGGAAGAGAGGAACAAGGAAUGCCCAAGUAGCAGUAACGACACGGACAAACUACUGCUCGACAAUGCAACAACACCUGCAAGAAGUGAGGGCUCCAUUGUCAAGUUUGAAUCUAAUUUUUGCAUCAAGUUUUGUUUUCUUAAAUGUUUUUAUUUCUCUGUAUGUGUAGUUUUUAACGAAGCAGAACAGUUUCACUACUCUGCCUUACGUCAGACAGACAAAUUGGAAUUUUACUGAACACUUUUCGUACAUUGUUGUCUCAAUGUCAGAUAUUUACAAUUAAGAUAUAGACACGAUAAUGUUUACCAUUAGGCUCAGAUAUAACAUGCUUUCUUUUUAUAGUCUGUACUGCUAGAAAUGAACACUGAGCUACUGCCUUUAAGAGAAGGUUACGUAUGCCAACCUGAUCGUUUUCGAUAUGGGAGAUCAAUCACUGAACAAGUUUAACAUGCCAUAAGCUAACAACAUUGUGAAUGUUACAUCUAUUGCAAUAGAAGUAGUCAUUUAUGAUAUAAUCAGACAAUGGACAUCAUCAUUAUUGAUUCUUGUUUGUACUCUCGAGUUCAAGGAAGAGUGACUGUAUUUUCAAUACUCACUGUAUUAACAAUAUUGUGCACUCAUGGAAUUUUUUUUUUUUUUUUUUUGAAGGCAUAUUAAAUUUUGGCGGGGGUACCAAGGCAUUAUGUUAAUUGACUUCAUUAGCUCAAUGAAAUAAACAUGUUAUUUGGUAACAAUGAUUGUU